Molecule: messenger RNA, 2346 nt
Organism: Erythranthe guttata (spotted monkey flower)
Lineage: Eukaryota; Viridiplantae; Streptophyta; Magnoliopsida; Lamiales; Phrymaceae
Product: mechanosensitive ion channel protein 10
Biological process (GO): monoatomic anion transport; transmembrane transport; detection of mechanical stimulus
Cellular component (GO): plasma membrane
Molecular function (GO): mechanosensitive monoatomic ion channel activity
Source: RefSeq, a predicted model, not a curated record
UGUCAAUAAAAAAUAAAUAACAAAUAUGCACAUUUUGAUUAUAUUACAUAUGUUACCCUUUGUCCUAAUUCCACCACAACUUUUUUCUCACAUCUCAUUUUCCAUCUUUAACCUCCAUUUCAUAUCUCUAUAUAUAUAGCUAACAUAUAUGAUAACAAUCACACACACAUAUAUAUAUAUAUAGAGAGAGAGAGAGAGAUUAAGCAAAAAAUCAAGAGAGAGAGAAAAUGGAAUUAGCAGGUUCAGAUCAUGUGAUUAUGUUCAUGGGUGAUAAUAAUGAUCACAGCAAUACUAAUCACUCCAUUAACCUAUCAUCAACAGAAACAAACCCCCCUGCUACAAAUCUCCAAACCCUACGCCGCGUCAGUUUCUCGAAACCCAAAGCCCGUUUUGCCGAGCCCGCAACAAACCCAAAGCACAACAACGUCGAAGAAAUAAUCGAACCCCUCAAACGAACCAAGACCUUCCACAACGACAGCGACGAAGAAUUCAGCGACGAAUUCAGCAGCGACGAAGACGAAGAAGAAGAGGAGUAUGACGAGUACGACGAAGAAGGAUACCGAAAGGAGAGGCGGGCCCGCAAGAAGAAUCGAUUCAAAAUCAGGUGGCGGAUACUCAUCGAGUGGGUGCUCUUCGUCGUCAUGACGACCAGCUUGAUAUGUUCACUGACGGUCGACUCGUUCAAGAACCGGCUCAAGUACGGGCUCGAGCCGUGGCGGUGGUUCUUGAUGGUCCUCGUCAUGUUUAGCGGCCGACUCGUCUCGGAGUGGAUCAUACGAAUCAUCGUAUUUUUCAUCGAGAGGAACUUCAUGCUGAGGGAGAAGGUUCUUUAUUUCGUCUACGGAUUGCGUAAGAGCAUCCAAAACUGCGUUUGGUUAGGGCUCGUCCUCGUAUCGUGGACCUUCAUAUUCAACGCGAAGCUUCACGAGCAGAACAAACUGCUCGGGAAAGUCUUUCAGGCACUAGUGGCGGUGCUGAUCGCCGCCACCAUAUGGCUGGUCAAGAUCAUACUGGUCAAGGUGCUCGCCUCGUCGUUCCACGUGGCGACCUACUUUGACCGGAUGAAGGAGAGCGUGUUCCAGCACUACGUGCUGGACACGCUCUCGGGGCCACCAAUGGACGACGUGGCGUACGAGGUGGCGCACCGCAAGAACAUGGGGGCGUCGAAGUCUCUCCCGACGAAGCUAAGGGAGACUAGGGUUUUGUCGAAGAAGUUCGGUACGAGGAAGAUCGAUAUCGAGAAGCUGAGGAAGCUUAGCAUGCAGAGCACCGCCUCCGCAUGGACGGUGAAAAGGCUUGUGAGCUACGUUAGGUUUUUCGGGUUGACGACGAUAUCGAAAACCGUCGAUCAGUUCGGUGGGACCGAGUCGGAGAUCACGAGUGAGUGGGAGGCCAGGAGUUGUGCUAAGAGGAUCUUCAAGAAUGUAGCUAAACCUGGCGCCAAGUUUAUUGAGGAAGAAGAUCUGAUGAGAUUCUUGAAAAGAGUUGAAAUUCACACUGUAUUCCCACUCUUCGAAGGUGCUAUCGAAACCGGAAAGAUCACCAAAUCCGCCUUCCGAAAUUGGGUGGUGCGCGCUUAUUACGAGCGAAAAUCACUAGCACACUCGUUAAACGACACGAAAACGGCAGUACAACAACUUCACAAACUAGCGAGUGCGGUUGUGAGCGUGGUAAUAGUGGUGGAAACCCUAAUGGUGAUGGGAGUUGCUUCCACAAAAGUUAUAGCUUUCAUGAUAACUCAGCUCCUUCUUUUAGGGUUUACUUUCCAGAACAUGUGCAAGACCGUUUUCGAGUCCAUCGUCUUUGUUUUCGUCAUGCACCCUUUCGAUAUAGGCGAUCGUUGUGUCAUCGACGGAGUCCAGCUAAUUGUGGAAGAGAUGAACAUAUUAACAACGGUGUUCCUUCGAUACGACAACGAGAAGAUCUACUACCCUAACUCGGUCUUGAUCACAAAGCCGAUCAGUAACUUCUACAGAAGCCCGGAAAUGGGCGACGCAGUCAAUUUCACGAUCGAUCUCUCCACACCGAUGGAGACAAUAGUUUCACUCAAGAAAGCAAUUCAAAUGUACAUCGAGAGCAAGCCAAAGUAUUGGAAUCCAAAGCAUUCGGUAAUAGUGAAGGAAAUCGAGAACGUUGACAAGAUGAAGAUGGCUUUAUGCGUACAACACACAAUCAACCAUCAAAACUACGGGGACCGAAAUGUACGAAUAACCGAGCUUCUCUUCGAGCUGAAGAAGAUAUUCGAAACCCUAAACAUCAAGUAUCAUCUCUUACCUCAAGAGAUUCAUCUCGCACAAUUCAACGGGAGCAAUUGGAGGGGCCCGCCAUUGCCUUCGUGAAGUAUAU